CUACCAUACCCAUAUUCUCAUUUCCAUUUUCCCCACACUUUUUCUCUGACUCACCAAAAACCAAAACGCAACCACUUCUCAUUCCUCUAUUCUACACCACCACCCAUGGAAUCUACAGUGCACGCGCACAACACCGAAACGGCGUCGGUUUGGACCGAUGAGAAGCACGUGAACUUCCUCAACACCAUGGAAGCCUCCUUCGUACGCACAAUGCUCCACCGCCGUCAAGAUGCCCCUUCCAACAACCGCCACCACCACCUCCGCCUCGACCGCCACCUCCCUGAUUCAGCUGAAUCCACCUUGGAUUCCAAACCUCGUACCAGCUGCAAAAUCAAGAAACAUGCACCUUCAGAUUCAACGGGUUCAAGAGCCAGAAUUGCAAGUAGGAGGAUGAGGAGGAGGACAUCAGCUCAAUUGCGGAAUUCAUCACAACAACCGGAUCAGGAGGUCCCACAACUAGAAAAUGGAAGAGAAGAUGCUUCUUGUGUUGCAGGUCACCAUGAUAAAGAUCAGACAAGUUAUUCAUAGGCUACUUUUUCCCAACCUCCGUUUCUUGGCCAACUUUUUCCUCAUGUACUUAACUUACGGCCGGGUUUUUUUAUUUAUAGUUCUACUUAGGCUAAUUUAUUUUAAAAUUAUGAUUUAUCUUGGAAUAAAACUGCUCUGAAUUGAGUAGUUUAUCUUUGAAGCAACUAGGGAGAUCGUACAAUUUUUAUUAUUGAUUUAAUUUUAAGGUACGUCGUGAUUUUAAUCUAUAGGAAUCUAGGGGCGGCCAUAUACUACCUUGUUUCUCACUUAAGCUUUGUACUUCGUCUUCAAGAAAAAGCUUGCCAAGUCGCCAUGCUUGUAGCCUUGAACCCCAAAACAAUA
Molecule: messenger RNA, 870 nt
Organism: Lotus japonicus
Lineage: Eukaryota; Viridiplantae; Streptophyta; Magnoliopsida; Fabales; Fabaceae
Exons: 3
Coding region: 106-528 (140 amino acids)
Biological process (GO): response to cold; regulation of circadian rhythm
Source: RefSeq, a predicted model, not a curated record